AUGCCUUCUUUUCAUACUUCAUGGAGUUCUAGCUUUCCCUUGAUUGCAUUAGCAUUCACCAUUAUCAGCAAAUCAAUGGCUCAAUCUUAUGGACCUCCAGCAUUCAGGCCAAGCCCAUGGCAACUGGCCCACGCCACAUUUUACGGCGACGAGACUGCCUCCGAAACUAUGGGAGGAGCUUGUGGAUAUGGGAAUUUGUUUACUAAUGGUUAUGGCACAGACACAGCUGCUUUGAGCACAACAUUGUUCAACAAUGGAUACGCUUGUGGGACUUGUUACCAGAUAAAGUGUGUGCAAUCAGAAGCAUGCUACCCAACAGUGCCAUUCACCACAGUGACUGCAACCAACCUUUGCCCACCAAAUUGGUCACAGGACUCAAAUGCAGGUGGCUGGUGCAACCCGCCUCGAGUCCAUUUCGACAUGUCCAAGCCUGCAUUCAUGAAGAUUGCUCAAUGGAAGGCUGGCAUUGUACCCAUCAUGUAUCGCAGGGUCCCCUGCAAAGCGUUGGGCGGGCUACAAUUCUCAUUCCAAGGAAAUGGAUACUGGUUGUUGGUGUAUGUGAUGAAUGUUGGAGGUGGUGGAGACAUAGCCAAUAUGUGGGUGAAAGGAAGCAAAACAGGGUGGAUCAGUAUGAGCCAUAAUUGGGGAGCUUCUUACCAGGCAUUUGCUAGUCUUGGAGGCCAAACUCUUUCUUUCAAACUGACUUCUUACACAACCAAGCAGACUAUUGUUGCUUAUAAUGUUGCCCCUGCAAAUUGGGGUGUAGGAUUGACAUACAAAGCAUAUGUCAACUUCAGUUGA
Messenger RNA from Tripterygium wilfordii, 801 nucleotides. Its product is annotated as expansin-A18. Gene Ontology annotation, cellular component: extracellular region. Gene Ontology annotation, biological process: plant-type cell wall organization. The record is from RefSeq and is a predicted model, not a curated record. NCBI's taxonomy places the organism in Eukaryota, Viridiplantae, Streptophyta, Magnoliopsida, Celastrales, Celastraceae. The coding region runs from base 1 to 801 and encodes 266 amino acids. The transcript is spliced from 2 exons.